AACAUGGUGGGAUCUGUCACUGACUGAUUAUUUUGAUCGGUUUUUUCAAAGUUUUAACAAUUUCUGUUUGAAUUAUCAGGUGCCUGAAAUGUCUGUCCAUCCCAUGUUAACACCUUUCGACUGCGAAAACGCAAUCAUCGAAGAUUAUUAUUGCAAGAAGUGUGAUUUCCAGACUGAACUAACAGUAUUUUUUAAAGAACACGUUUCAAGAUAUCACUCCGUGAAGAAAGAAGAUCCAGGCGCACUAAAUAAUGAAUACCGGAUUAAAAAUUAUUUUUGUGAAACAUGCAGCUUUUUAACACAUUCCGCUAUUAAUUGGCUCCAACAUGUUAGAGCAUGUUUGAUAAACAACGAAAAAACAAGACAAGAUGAAUUAGUUUGGCACCACUGCACACAAUGUUCGUACAAAUCUAAAAACAAAUCUGGAUUAAGAAGUCACCUAAUCUCGCGACAUUUAAGCGACCAAGAUGUAACAUGGUACAACUGUGGACAAUGUGAAUAUAAAACUAAAUUUAAAUCGACACUAAACAGACACGUUAUUACACACCAUCUGGACGAAAAAUACAUCAAAUGGUACAACUGUAAUGACUGUCCAUAUAGAGCUAAAACCAGCUGUGACUUAGGCAAGCACAUAAUGUACAAGCAUCUGGACGAAAAAGAUAUUAAAUGGUUCAAUUGUGACAUGUGUCCAUACAAAACAAAACGAAAUAGUUACUUAAAAAAACACGUAAUUGCUCGCCACGUAGAUGAACAGUAUAUUAAAUGGCGCAAGUGCAAAGUGUGUCCCUACAAAACUAAAGAAAACCACAAUUUAAAAAGCCAUAUGAACACUCACCAUUUGGAUGAACGCGAUAUCCAAUGGUGUGAAUGCAAAAAGUGUCCCUACAAAACUAAAUACAAAGCAAAUCUUAAAGCUCACACUCGUAUGUGUCAUUUAAGUGAAGAGAAAAUUAGAUGGUAUGAAUGCCAAAAGUGUGUCUAUAAAAGCAAGUAUAAGUCGACGUUGAAUAGACACGUGAUUACGCGACAUUUGGAAGACAAAGAUGUCCAGUGGUAUAAAUGCCGAGAGUGUCAAUAUAAAACUAAAACCAGCUAUGAGUUAAAAAAACACGUAAAAUUCAAGCACUUGGACGAAAAAGACGUGAAAUUGUACAAAUGUGAAAAGUGUCCAUUCAAGACAAGACGGAGUUUUUAUUUAAAAAGACACAUAACGACGCAGCACUUAGAUGAGCAGUUUAUUACGUGGUAUGAAUGCAAAAUGUGCGAGUACAAGACUAAACAGAAGAGCAAUUUGAAAAGUCAUAUAAACGUUAGUCAUUUGGACGAGCAGGAUAUUAAGUGGUUUAAAUGUGAAAAGUGCUCGUACAAGUCUAAGUAUAAAUCGGCUUUGAAAAGUCACAUAAAUGCGUGCCACUUGACUGGAGACGAGAUUAAAUGGUUCAAGUGUAAAGAAUGCCCAUAUAGAGCCAAGUACAGUUCGCAUUUGAGAAGCCACGAAAAUACGCGACAUUCAGACGAGAAAGACGUUAAAUGGUAUGAAUGCAACCAGUGUAUGUUCAAAAGUACAGUUAACUCUAAUUUAAAAAAGCAUAUAAAUAUACACCAUUAGAAUAAA
Messenger RNA from Zophobas morio, 1615 nucleotides. Its product is annotated as zinc finger X-chromosomal protein-like. Lineage: Eukaryota; Metazoa; Arthropoda; Insecta; Coleoptera; Tenebrionidae. Gene Ontology annotation, molecular function: DNA-binding transcription factor activity, RNA polymerase II-specific; RNA polymerase II transcription regulatory region sequence-specific DNA binding. Bases 89 to 1609 code for a protein of 506 amino acids. The transcript has 2 exons. The record is from RefSeq and is a predicted model, not a curated record. Gene Ontology annotation, biological process: regulation of transcription by RNA polymerase II.